GCCAUAGGAACCAGGGAAGCGCAACAGAGCCCCGCCGGCGUGUGUCCCUCGCAUGUGGCCGGUCUGCGUUUUGUCUGGAGACGGAUUCAUAAACAUGCCCUCUUAAAACACGGUCUAGGGCAAACCAGACGCGCAUUGCCGUUUCAGACCGGUCCACAUAACCAGCUAUGGUUCUCUAGGGUUGUAGUGUUGGAAUUGCUCAUAUGUAGGGUCCCGAGGGACAUAUACUGUACAUGCACCGUGUAUGAAUGUGAAAACGGAAAUCAUGACAGAAGCAACUCCUGAGGAACAGUUACGGCGGGUCAGACAGAGAGACCUUUUCCAGACCUACUUUUUUAAAGUGGCAGCCAGAACGUUCGGCCCCCCAAAGAGCCGGGAGAGGGUCAUCAUCGCGCCGCCGAUGCCCACGGCUGACCGUGACCUCCAGCUGACCUCUGACCCCGCGCCCCCAGGCCCGGCCGUGGGCCAGAGGCGGCCCAGGCGGGCCCCCCCGGCCCCCCUCGCCGGAGCCGACCCGGCCCCACAGGAGCCGGAGAGCGGACCGCCGGCGCCCCGGGACGAGGCCGUGAGGGAGCUCCAGGGCUGGAUGGCCCAGAGGAAGGAAUUCCGCAGGCAGCUGGACAGCAUGGGAGACGUGCGGAAGUGGGUCCGGAGCAAACCGGUGGUCUCCGAGCUGGAGGCGUCCGUGGGGGAGAGAGGGGAGGCCCGGCCCAGGAGCGAGCAGGGAGACGCCCGGAAGCCUCCUGUGAAACCAGGGGUGGGGCCCCCCCAACCGAAGAAGCCCCCCCAGAAGCACGCGGUGCCCCCCCCAGUCAUCAGGCGGCCGUCGCCUCAGGCGGUCUCAGCCCUGCAGCGGUACCUACACGCUCACAGGCUGAGACUGACGGAGCUCUUCUUGCGUCUGGACCGGCGCCGGACUGGCCGGGUCUCGCGGGGCGACUUCAGAACCGUCUUUGAGCAGGAGGGGAUCCCGGUGGACGAGGCCCAGCUGGACGACCUCCUGGUGGCCCUGAGCUCCGGGGACGUGGACACGGUGAGCUACAGGGAGCUGGUGGGCGGCCGGCGGGCCUGGAGCCUGCAGACGAGGCAGGCCCGGAAGAGCAGGCCAGCGCAGGGCCGCGCAGCGGACACGGAGCCGCGCCUGUCCGGCGGCCUGGAGCUGGGGUCUGGCCCGGAGCCCGGUCAACAGGGCGCUCCCUCUGCGCGUGUCUCUCGGGGAUCCCCCUUCCUGCAGGUGCCCCUCCCCUGCCUGCGGGAGCGGCGACCUCUGACCCUGGAGGACGAGGAAGAGCUGGGCAGACUACACCGGCAGAGACGGCGCACAGCCAAGCUGGGCAGCAGCGAUGUGGAGGCUCUGGCCCGGGCCUGGGUGGUGAAGACAGGGAGGGCAGCUGUGGACGCGCACGCCCUCCCCUCCACAGCCGGCGGGCAGAGCGGGGAGGCUGUGGACCGGUACCGGCGGGCCUGUCUCCGCGAGCUGAUGGACACCCUGCAGCUGUGCCAGGAGCGAGGGCUGGCGCUGAGCGAGGCCACGCUGGAGAGGGCUCUGCUGCACCCCGGUGACAGGCUGCUGAGAGCCUCUGACCCCCUCCUGAAGCUGAGACAGCCCGGGACGAGCCCCGCCGCGAGGACAUUGGGACAGAAGAGCGCCUGGGGUGACCGGAGAGAGAAGGAGGAAGAGGAGAAGGCCUUCAGCGCAGGGACGAGCCAGCCCCGAGUUGGCACCGACAGCAGGCCUGUGUACCCGCCCCGCAAGGCCGUGGAGAGGGGCAGGCAGCUGGUGAAGCUGUCGACGGGCCAGGCAAGGAUCGGGCGCAGGACUGACUGCUGGCUGACCUUCGAGGAAUACGCCAGCAUCACCAGGGACUCUCCGCAGCGCCCGAGCCGGCGUGCCAACCCCGACGCGUUCUGGCCCGGGCGGGACCUGGAGACGGUGCGGCUCCUGCUGCCCGAGACGGGGCGCGUCCCGGAGGAGGUCCUGUUCCGCCCCGUCCGCCGCGGGCCUGCGCCCCGUCCCAGUAGCUGGCCAGCCUGCGCCCAGGGGCUCUUCAUCUCCGGGGACAGCGUGGCGCACAAGAGCCCCCUGCUGCCGUAGACUCACCCACAGCCCCCGGAUUCCCCUUUCCCAGAAGCCUCACGCGAAACCCUCGGAAUGCCCUCUGAGCAGCACUGGCCAUUGCACACAAGUCCACGCCUGUGGUGUCCCCUCGGACAGCUUGCCACGCAGAAUCGCAGGUUUUUUUGUGCCAUGCCUGUGAUUUUACCAGGCUUUUAACACACAUUUACCCCUCCAGGGAGUAUUCUCUGGGCUUCGCCCUGGCUUUACCACGUGUCUGGACACGUAAACCCAUGGUCUUUCCCUGAUACACCCCUGUAAACUGUCAUAACGGAUGUAUGUCAGCCUUUGGAAAGGGAGUCUGCCUCAGUCCCCUGGGUCCGUACCUGCUGGUGCUGCUGUGUUGGUGGCUGCUCAGGUUUGUGCUCAGUGUUGUGUCCGGCACAUACUAUUGACCCUGUUUCCAUGGCUGCUCGAUGCUGUAAAGCUCUGUGUGCAAUACACCAGUGCAUUCUAGGUGCAGGUCUCUGACAGGGCCGUAGGGUUUAAUGUAAUUUCAUACAUGGCUUAAUGCUCCAGAAGGACUGAGUCUCCUGAGCAUUUAGCCCCCAGCACGAACCCCUGAUCCCCCUCCCUCAAGCAGCAGUUUCAUGUACUUUAAUUCUGAAGGUCAGCCUUUUUGUUGAAAGUGUGUAUUUCUCAUAAAAUCACCCGGAACGGCAAAGAGCCUGCGAGAACAGGCACUGCGAGCUGAGAGCUGGACCCCGGACCGACAGGAUUCCUCUCUGUGCUUUGUACUGCUUCAGAAUAAAAUUUACAACAGA
Molecule: messenger RNA, 2880 nt
Organism: Lepisosteus oculatus (spotted gar)
Lineage: Eukaryota; Metazoa; Chordata; Actinopteri; Semionotiformes; Lepisosteidae
Source: RefSeq, a predicted model, not a curated record